AUGGCCUGGGCUCUGCUCCUCCUCAGCCUCCUCUCUCAGGGCACAGGUCUCUGUGCUCUGCAUCAGCUCACCCAGCCCCCAUCUGCCUCUGCCGCCCUGGGGGCCUCGGUCAAGCUCACCUGCACCUUGAGCCGGGAGCACAGCAACUACUUUAUUUACUGGUAUCAACAGAGAGCAGGACAGGUCCCUCGUUAUUUGAUGAAGGUUAACAGCGACGGAAGCAUCACCAAGGGGGACGGGAUCCCCGAUCGCUUCUCGGGCUCCAGCUCCGGGGCCGACCGCUACCUGACCAUCUCCAGCCUCCAGCCUGAGGAUGAGGCUGACUAUUUCUGUGGAGCACCUGAUACCAAUAGCAAUUACUCACAGUGA
This is a messenger RNA of Pipistrellus nathusii (Nathusius's pipistrelle), 369 nucleotides long. NCBI's taxonomy places the organism in Eukaryota, Metazoa, Chordata, Mammalia, Chiroptera, Vespertilionidae. The record is from the annotation of a GenBank genome assembly.